This is a messenger RNA of Ordospora colligata OC4, 390 nucleotides long. RefSeq lists its product as uncharacterized. The record is from RefSeq and is a predicted model, not a curated record. The coding region runs from base 1 to 390 and encodes 129 amino acids. Lineage: Eukaryota; Fungi; Microsporidia; Ordosporidae. The transcript has a single exon.
AUGACAAACAAACCAGGACUACUGCCUAAGUGGCUGGUGGCGCACACAGCAAUUAAGGCCACAUAUCUGUUGAUUGUUAACAAUAGAAACAGUAUCGGGUUUCUGAAUAGCAUCAGGAGUAUGAAGCCCUCGUAUGUGCACAUUGCGCUUCUGCUCAGCUUUGCAAGACUGAUGUCUUUGAAGAGAAUAACAAAAUCCAGGUUCUACAUUAUGAUUGCAGCAUCUUUUUUUGCAGAGGGCGUGUUUUUUAUAUAUGGAGGGAUUCAUGGAAUAUAUAGUAAGAUGAGGGUUCUGUCUGAGGUGUUUUUGGAUGUGUUUACACUAGCAUGGAUGGUUUUUCUGUACCCUUACUAUCUUGUGGAUGUUGAGGACGAAAGGAAGUCGCAGUGA